This is a messenger RNA of Carassius gibelio (silver crucian carp), 3007 nucleotides long. RefSeq names its product solute carrier family 25 member 24, like (gene slc25a24l). Gene Ontology annotation, biological process: transmembrane transport. Gene Ontology annotation, molecular function: ATP transmembrane transporter activity; calcium ion binding. The record is from RefSeq and is a predicted model, not a curated record. NCBI's taxonomy places the organism in Eukaryota, Metazoa, Chordata, Actinopteri, Cypriniformes, Cyprinidae. The coding region runs from base 1237 to 2583 and encodes 448 amino acids. The transcript is spliced from 10 exons.
UUGAUGAAGCUCACGGGAAGGCAUUUUAGGGGCUGGAUAUUUUAUAGUUCAUAAUGUAGGCUACACUUCAGUAGGUGAUAAUGUUAUUACACCAACCUUGAACAACUAAAAUCUGAUUUGUGCCUUAAAAUAUAUUCACAACAUUAUAAUAAUACACGUGGUAAAAUAAAAUAAAAAAACAUCUGAUGACUUAAUCUCUUGAUGAAGUUCAUCAAAGUUGGACUUUCCAUGAACACCGGCUAAUAAUAGACAGAGCACAGAGUAUUAAACAAACACAAAACUCUACCAGGGAAACAUACGUUAAAAACAUUACUAAAUAAACAGCAUAAAUCAAAUAUAAUCUAUCUAUCUAUCUAUCUAUCUAUCUAUCUAUCUAUCUAUCUAUCUAUCUAUCUAUCUAUCUAUCUAUCUAUCUAUCUAUCUAUCUAUCUAUCUAUCUAUCUAUCUAUAUAUCUAUGUCUGUAACCUGACUCAGUUGUUUUUUUAUUGUAUGUCGAUUAAAGAAAACCUGAUUUAGAUUUAGAAGCCUUUAGACUAAGACAAUAGUAAUACAAUGAAAUAAUAAUAAUAAAACAAUAGGCCUCAAAGUCAAGACCCAAUAAGCUAGCAUAUCUUAACCUAUGCUAAAACUGUAAUACUACAAUUGUGUUGCAGCUAGUAAUCAAAGUUGCUAUGGAUGCAGGCUAUUAGACGUCAUUUACUGAAAAUAGAUGGAAAAUAUGAGAUAAUAAAAGGCACCUCUCUAAGAAUAGUAGUUCGAUCUUUCACUGGCAGGUGGCAGCCUGCCAGAAAAAGAUCCAGUUUCCUCCCCAUCUCAACCUUCUCCUCACUCAGACCUGCUUUGCAUACUUGAAGCAAUCUUUGAAAAAAUAUUAGAUCACGAGUCUAAAACAACAUAAAAGAAAUAACCAGUAAUAACCAUGUUUGGUCUAAACAAUAGGCCUACUGACUUGACAUUACACUUUUGACUGCACUGCUCAGCCAUAUAACAGCGCCACAGUUCCAUCUGCUGGUAAGCGCCGGUAUAGCACGCAUUUUCCCUGUGAGAUGCUGAUUGAAGACCACCGCAUUACUCCAUUCUCUGGCGAGAGAUGUGACUCAGCAUUAUCAGAGUAAAUAAGGUGAAAAUACAGUCAUUCUCCACAAAUUAAACUAAUAGACUUAGGCUACUUGAAACUAUUUCCGUAUCAUUUAAAUACGACCGUUUUUCUUUUACAUUGGCUAACAAUACUAACCAUGGAUCAAUUCCGCGGCUUAUUUGAUAGACUCGACAAGAAUAAAGACGGGUUUAUAUCUACAGAGGAGCUGCAGAGUGAAAUGCGAAGAAUAGGUGUGGAACCAGUUUGUGAAAAGGUUCAGGCUAUCAUGUCCAGUUAUGACCAAAAUGAGGAUGGACGUCUAAGCUAUCAGGAAUUUCUUAUUUACAUGAUGGACAAAGAGAAGAAAUGGAAAAUAGAUUUCCAUGCCCUUGACAGAAAUAAAUGUGGAUCCAUUGACCUGGACGAUAUAAUGUCUCUGUUUAAGGAAUUAGGUUUGGUCAUAUCAAAACCCAACGCAAAGCGGAUCAUUCAAAUGAUGGAUGAAGACAACUCUAUGACGGUAAACUGGGAGGAAUUCCUCAAGCACGUCAUCAUUAACCCAGCAGAAAACAUUGGAGAGUUGGUAUCUUCCUGGAAACAUAACCUGGUGUUUGAUGUAGGAGAGAGCCGCUCUAUGCCUGUUGAGUUAACCCAGCAGGAGACUGACCUGUCUAUCUGGGGGAACUUUAUAUUGGCCGCAGGUUUGGCAGAUGCUGUGUCUAGAACUGUGACCGCACCAAUAGACCUGUUAAAGACACGACUUCAGGUUUUUGGAUCUAAAGCUGUGUCUCUGGGAUUCCGAGAGCUGCAGACUGGAGGUUUUAGAUCCUUGUGGCAAGGAAAUGCCGUGAAUGUUCUUAAAGGAACACCACAAUCAACGCUUCAGUGCUUCAUCUAUGCCCAGAUGAGGAUGUACACACUUGGCGAGAGGGACAGUCUGUCGGUCCAUGAAAGGUUUGGUCUGGGCUGUGUGUCAGGGGCCGUGGCACAUGCUGCGUUCUACCCCUUAGAGGUGUUGAAAGUUAGACUCAAUCUCCAGACUGGUGGUACCUACAAUGGAGUUUUGGGAUGUGCGAGGCUGAUUUACCAGAACGAGUCUGUGGCAGCUUUCUACAGAGGGUUCAAACCCAGCAUACUCUGCAUGAUCCCUUAUGCUGGAGUGGAAUGUGCAGUGCAUCAGUCAAUAAUGAGCUGGGUUAAACACGAUUCAGAGCACUUCAGUGACUCCAAGCUCUUCCUCUUCAGUUUUGCAGCAUUUGCAUCAGGACAGGCCACCAGUUACCCUCUUGCUGUCAUCCGAACUCACCAGCAAGCUCAAGCUUUCUGUUCAAGCUCACAGAAGCCUACAGAUGCUCUUCAAGGACUCUUUGGAAUCUAUGAGAAAUAUGGAGUCAGAGGUUUUUAUAAUGGAAUGGGUGCUAGCUUUCUAAGAGCGGUUCCUUGUGCCUUACUGAAUUACACCCUGACCUCAAAAUUUGAGAUAUUGCUUUCUUCAUUGUUAUAAUGUUGAACAAUGCUUCAGGAAUUAUGUCAUGAACCUUGUUUAUUUAUUGUUUUUAUUCAUUUGAAUUAUGUUAAAUUACAUAGAGUCUUGGGUUAUCUAUUAUGGUAACAACUUAUGACUAUGGUAUCAGUAUCACAUUUCAAGUACACAAGCACAGUAUCUGUAUUGUGCAUUCAUAUUUGCAGCACUGUAUUGGGUAAAUAUGUAUUUCACAGAUUACAAUAUGGUUUUUUGCCAUGUUUCCAACCUUCCUGACAUCAUAAAUCUUUAUUUGCUCACUGCUAUAAACUUAAUCACUAUAUAAAACUGGUGUUAAAUUGUAAGGCAUAUUCAGCUUUAUAAAAUCUGGCAUUUUUUUCCUUUAUUAAUUUAUAUUUCCUUUUAUGCUAAGCUCCAUAUGCUAAUAAAUUCCAUUAACACCCUU